Messenger RNA from Setaria italica (foxtail millet), 727 nucleotides. RefSeq lists its product as uncharacterized. Lineage: Eukaryota; Viridiplantae; Streptophyta; Magnoliopsida; Poales; Poaceae. The coding region runs from base 48 to 491 and encodes 147 amino acids. The record is from RefSeq and is a predicted model, not a curated record. The transcript has 3 exons.
AAGCGAACGUGGAUGGAAAUGAAGCCAGAGAGAGUAUAAAGGGGAAAAUGGUUCUUGCAACAAAUCUGGAUGCUUUUGGCGGAGACUUUGUGCGCAACGAGGUUGUGCUAAUCAACCAAACAGACAUGACAACUAAAGAUGCAAGAGUGCAUGAAGGAUGUGCAACCCACAGUGGCGAGUAUCAUGCCAAUGAUGAUAGACUGAUCAGCCGAGUCCCACCUACGAGAGCCAAGACUAAAGGGCAGAGCAUACCACCAUCUGAAAAGAAGGAAAUUACAUUGAGAGCCAAAGGUGUGAAAAAGGACACAAGGAAAUGCAGUAUUUGUGGGUACUACGCAACACAUAACGUGAGAACAUGUCCCAAACUCCAGCAUAACAAAGAGCGCUUGGAAGUAUUGAAGAACAGAAUGAGAGGCAGGCCACGAGGAGCACAGCAUAAGGGAAGUGCCAGCCAGCAUGAUAGUGGAGGAGAAGAGCAUAACAUAGGGUGACAGCAGGACACAAAGAAGUGCCAAGAAAAUAAAUAUAUUGAUUACGAGAGCAAUGACGAGCAGUUUAAGGACACGGAUAUGGAAGGGUGAGGACCAGAUACGCGUUGUACAUAAAUUUAAAUAUUUUUUGUCAACAGUGUAUUCUAGUCUUUGUUGUCUACACAUUUAAAUAAUUCAAUGUUAUCCGUUAGGGCAUCAUGACAACUACUCAGCUAGGUAAUGUUUGUAUGUUUGGU